Striga hermonthica is the source of this 1320-nucleotide messenger RNA. The record is from the annotation of a GenBank genome assembly. Lineage: Eukaryota; Viridiplantae; Streptophyta; Magnoliopsida; Lamiales; Orobanchaceae.
AUGAGCAGCGUUCCUACCACCGUGGAAACCGUAAAUGCUGCCGCCACCGCCAUUGUUACCGCUGAAAGCAGAGUUCAGCCGUCUUCGAUUCAGAAGAGAAGAUGGGGCAACUGUUGGAGCAUCUACUCGUGCUUCGGUUCAUGCAAAGAGAACAAAAGAAUCGGGCAUGCAAUCCUUGUAUCGGACCCACCAUGCGCACCGAUAAACGUACCAUCGAUUUCUGAAAAUCGAAACCAGUCCUCAAGCUCAUCAUCGAUUGUGCUCCCCUUCAUAGCCCCUCCCUCCUCCCCUGCCUCUUUCCUCCAAUCCGACCCCCCCUCGGCCACCUACUCCCCUGGUGGACCCAGUCCCGGGCCCAGGCCCAUCUACGCAAUCGGGCCCUAUGCCCACGAGACCCAACUAGUCUCCCCGCCCGUUUUCUCUACCUUCACCACCGAGCCAUCGACUGCUUCCUUCACCCCUCCUCCAGAGCCAGUACAAAUGACGACUACGCCCUCAUCCCCGGAGGUGCCGUUUGCCCAGCUUCUGUCAUCGUCCUUGGCUCGUAAAGGGAGGAAUAGUGGGAAGUUCCCCUUGUCUCAGUACGACUUUCGGCCCUAUCACUAUCCAGGAAGCCCUGGGGGCCACGUGAAGUCCCCAGGGUCAGCCAUUUCGACUUCCGGGACCUCAUCUCCUUUUUUUCCCGAUAAAAGGCCUAUUUUGGAAUUUCGGAUGGGGGAAGCUCCCAAGUUUCUCGGCUAUGAACAUUAUAAGUGGGACUCGAGAGUUGGCUCUGGGUCAUUAACGCCCUGUUCGAAGCUCGAUUCAGGUACAUUGACGCCUAAUGGUGAAAAUAAAGCUGUCGUCGAGAAUCGAGUUCUUCGAAUGGUGUUGCCUGCUACUUCGGAGCUCAAACCGCAAAACGAUGAUUUGGUCGAUCAUCGUGUCUCGUUUGAGCUUUUCGGGGAGGACAUUCCGACUUGCGUCGUGCGGGCCCCAUCCCUUAAGAACGGGUCGGGAUAUGAAAUUGUGGAGGGUGGUACGUACAGGAAGGAAUUUUUGGGUUCGAGAAAUGAAGAUAGUUUGAGAGAACAUAAUGAAGAUAGUUUGAGAGAACAUUGUAAUGGGGAGAGUGUGAACGAAGAGGAAUUUCACCAGAAGCACCGUACGAUCUCACUAGGGUCGAGCAAGGAUUUCAAUUUCAAUAAUGAAAAGGGGCAAGUGUCUGAAAAGUCGAGCGUUGAUUGUGAGUGGUGGACGAGCGAGAAAGCCGUGAAAAAGGAGUUGGGCCCGAGAAAUAGCUGGAGUUUCUUCCCGAUGCUACAAUCGGAGGUGAGCUGA